This is a messenger RNA of Aureobasidium uvarum, 3432 nucleotides long. Lineage: Eukaryota; Fungi; Ascomycota; Dothideomycetes; Dothideales; Saccotheciaceae. The record is from the annotation of a GenBank genome assembly.
AUGGCGCCUACUCCCUCGACGGCUUUCGCAGCCAAAUACUAUGAGCCCUUUGACAACCUCAUGAAAACGAGCGAUGAGAAGAUCAACUCUGGUUCCCACGGCCGCUCGGCCGCCUUCGACGAUGCCCUCGCUGCCUUCGCCCAGUUCAUCUGCCUGCGACUGCGCGUCAGCCGCUGUCUCGUUUCCUGUUUCGACCGCAACAACCAGUACAUUCUGGCCGAAGCAACCCCGACCCUCUCCUUGAAGACAUACAAAGCCGACGAUCCCAAGGACGAACUAUGGCUCGGCUCAGGAGCCCAAGAACGCAAGUCACUCCUGUGCGAGCGCACCCUCGAAUUGGCCGACGACAAGGUAGACAGCGACCCGGAUGGCGUUGUUGUAGUGCCCAACAUUGCAGAGGACGACUGGUACAGGAGCUGCAAAUCGCACAUGAACGUGCCCGACAAUGUCUGUUUCUAUGCUGGAACCGCCAUUCGGAGUCCCUAUGGCCCUGUCAUUGGUGUCAUCUCGGUUCUAGGCUAUGAAUCAAGAGACGACCUCACAGAGUCCGACAAGGUGUUCCUCCGAUACAUGUCAAGUGUCAUCAUGACCCACCUCGACAUGGUCAGGUCGAAAGAAGAGCACCGUCGUACAUCUCAAAUGGUCGUCGGCCUGGGCUCCUUUGUCGAGGGCAAGGGGCUGGUUGACAUGAACAUGCAUUCGAAGACGCUCCCUAAAAGCACAAGCGUCGAAUGCCAGGGUGAACCGCCUGCAACCCCCGGAGCUUCUACUUCCAAGCCACCGGAAAUGAUCCAUGUCCAGAACGAGAAUCCCNCCCAACAUCCUGGUGAAACCAAAUCCGCAGAGGAUUCUCUCAGCUUUGAACAUUUGCAAGCACAAAUGCUCUCGACCGACGUCAAGUCGACCUUUCAACGCGCUGCUCAGAUCAUCAAAGACGCAAUCGACGUCGAAGGCGUAGUCUUCCUCGAUGCUUCCGUGGGGAGCUUCGGCGCUCUAGUACAAUCCGUCCCCGCUACCUCUGACGACGACUCUGCUUCUUACUUCACCCGGAACACCGCUUCUAACAAGGAGUGCCAUGUCUUGGCAAGUGCAGGUGAAAUCGAUCAUGGCUGGUCCAUCACAGAAGCCUUCUUGCACUCCUUCUUGACGCGAUAUGGACAAGGGAGGAUUUUCAACAUCGACCCCAAAGAGAAUGAGCUACACAUGACCAACGCCAAAACCCCCGAAGAAUCUGAAGAUUUUGGCCAAAAAGUCGAACCUGAUGAGGAACAGCAUUCAGACGACGAGAAGCGAGAAGAAGUGCGCCGACAAAGAUCGGCCGACAUUGCCGAGCUCAAGCGCUUGUUCCCUGAUGCUCGUUCUCUUGCAUUCGUUCCCAUGUGGGAUGAUCACCGCAUGCGCUGGUUCUGCGGUGGCAUCAUCUGGUCCAACAGAGCGAUACGCUUGUUGCACAAGGAUUCUGAGCUGAGUUUCCUACGAGCCUUCGGCAUGGCCAUCAUGUCCGAGGUUGCCAAACUUGACACGGCCAUGGCAGACAAGGCCAAGUCUGAUCUACUCAACAGCAUCAGUCACGAGCUGCGUAGUCCAUUGCAUGGUAUUCUGGGCAGUAUAGAAUGUUUGGAGUCAUCGGACCUUGAUCCAAUGCAACAUGGGCUAGUCGAGACCGUCGAUACUUGUGGACGCACACUCCUAGAUACCAUCAACCACCUGCUCGACUUCAGUAAGAUUAACAACUUCACCCGCAACAAGUCUAAGCGCCAGAAAGAUUCGAUGACAAGACAGGCCGAUAUACUGAGUCUCGACUCAGUAGUGCAUCUUCCUACGAUUACCGAAGAAGCUUUGGAAACCGUCUUCGCAGGCUACUCAUCUCCUGCAGGCGCUCGUGAUGAACCAAAAAGCAGCCAGGCAUACAAGAAUACUGACACGACACCCAAAUGUGACGUCGAAAUCAUUGUUGAUAUCGAGGCCAAGGAUCACGAGAACUGGCUAUUAUGUACCGAAGGAGGAGCAUGGAAGCGCUUAGUCAUGAAUUUGGUAAGCAGUCUGUCAAUUCGCGUGUCACAGGAGAUACUGACCACAACCGAAGNNACUGGCAACAGCUUGAAGUACACGAACGACGGGUUCAUCUACAUACGACUGUCCUCUCAGGAGUUGCCGAGAAAUGGCGAAGGACCUGGAAGAAGCCGUAUAUCAUUGACGGUUAAAGACACUGGAAAAGGAAUGUCCAAGGAAUACUUGCAGAACCAUUUGUUCAGACCAUUCGCGCAAGAGGACCCACUCAAUCCCGGAGCAGGACUGGGUCUUUCCAUGGUGCGACAUAUCGUCAGCAAUCUUGGUGGCGAGAUCUCGGUAGAGUCCGAGUUGAACAAGGGCACCGAAAUUCGCGUCGAAGUCAUCAUGAUGGAUCCAGUCCCCAGCCCAGAAGCAAAUGACGAAGCCUUUAUCAUGACCGAAGCGGCACAAAAGCUGCGAGGCUUAAAAGUAGCAUUCAUCGAUCCGCCCAUAUCGAGCGACGGGGAGACUUCUUCUCAACGAUCGCUUCGCAAAGCUCUCGACAAGCAAUGCUGGAGUUGGUUCAAGAUGGAAUUCACCACUGUCAGUGGAGUCGAAGAGGUAGGAGACGCGGCGGUGGUGCUGACGACAUGCCACAAUUCACCUAACGUCAAGGAACACUUGAUCAAACUCAACAAACCAGUCAUAAUACUCUGCGAAAGCAACGCGCGGCUGCGACAGGCAUACGCUGAGAGUGAAGCACUCCGAAGAACAGUCACGACCGAGUUUAUUGCGCAACCCUACGGACCUCGCAAACUGGCGCGCGCAUUUGUGACAUGCAAAGAGCAAAGACCGCCACAGCUGGAAGAUGUCAUAUUAUACCGGGAUAUGGAACUCAUGACGCUGCCGAGCAUGCCUGCUCCCAACACGCAAGCACGCAACAACGAGCAGUCGUCAACUUCGCGCGAGGUCACACCUCCACGAGUGUCACGAAGCCAGAACAAAGCAGCCGAAGAGCCCGAAGAGACGGCAAGACAAGACGGACCUAGAGCGCUGUGCCUCCUCUUGGUCGACGAUAACAAGAUCAACCUCCAGUUGCUGGUCCGCUACUGCAAGUCGAAGAAGUACGACUACGUGACGGCAGAAGAUGGCGUCGAAGCAGUAGAAGCAUUUUGCUCACAUCAACAAGACGCAGCUACAAAGUUUGACUUUGUCUGCAUGGACAUCUCUAUGCCGAGGAUGGACGGGCUAGAAGCCACGAGGAGGAUACGCUCGUUUGAACAGAGCCAUGGCAUAGAAUCCAGCAAAGUCAUCGCCUUGACGGGAUUGGCGAGCGCAGAGGCACAGCAAGAGGCAUUCUCGUCGGGAGUCGAUCAGUUCAUGACAAAACCUGUCCGUCUAANNAAAGAGCUGGGCGAGGUGUUGGCUGGUCGGAGAUGA